This is a messenger RNA of Staurois parvus, 647 nucleotides long. Lineage: Eukaryota; Metazoa; Chordata; Amphibia; Anura; Ranidae. The record is from the annotation of a GenBank genome assembly.
GGCGGGCACCGAGUCACCAGGCACGACAGUGGGCUCCGAGUCAACUGGCAUGACCGCUGGCACUGGGUCAGACAUUGGAUCGUCUGGCUGGACAGCGGGCAUCGGGUCACCAGGCAUCAGGUCAUUUGGCUCGACAGCGGGCACCGCGUCAUCUGGCAAGGCACAAGCACCGCGUCAUCUGGCAAGGCAGUGGGCUCCGAGUCAACUGGUAUGACCGCGGGCUCUGGGUCAGACAUUGGAUCGUCUGACUGGACAGCGGGCAUCGGGUCACCAGGCAUCAGGUCAUUUGGCUCGACAGCGGGCACCGCGUCAUCUGGCAAGGCAGUGGGCUCCGAGUCAACAGGCACGACAGUGGGCACCGGGUCAUCAGGCAUUGGAUCGUCUGGCUCGACAGCGGGCAUCGGGUCACCAGGCAUCAGGUCAUUUGGCUCGCCAGCGGGCACCGCGUCAUCUGGCAAGGCAGUGGGCACCGAGUCACAGGUACGACAGCGGGCUCUGAGUCAAUUGGCACGAUAGCGGGCACCGGAUCAGGUACCGGAUCAUCUGGAUCAACAGCGGGCAUCGAGUCAACUAGCCUAAUAGGAUCAGAGGCAUCAGGCAGAGAGAGGCAUCAGGCAGAAGAGAGGCAUCAGGCUGAGUACAGGCAU